CAAACAACAUGCCACAGAGGAGCACAGCGAGGCUGUUUUUUUUGUUUGUUGUGUUGUGUGUUCUGUGUGUAUGUGAUUUAUUGUGACAGUUGGCUCGGUGUGCUUGGCAGAGGCGUUUGGUGACCGUGUUUGGUGAAGGACAUAACCAAAUUUGGCUAUUUUCACCUGGCAAAGAUGGACAAAGGCAGCAUGGGCCCCAAGAAGACUUUCGUGUCCACUUUUCGGAUGGAUUUUAAGCCUGCCGCCCCUCGGCAGUUUGUGUUGAAGGGGAUCAAGAAUGAGCUGGAGGACAGGGACACUGCUCGGGGGGGUAGCAGCAAGCAGGGAACCAUAUCAACAGAUAUCACCUCAAAGAGAAGAGUCUCCACUGAAAAGGGUCCCCUGCUGGAGUUUCUUGACCCCCAAGAGCAGUUGGAAGUGCGGGUGGGAGGGCAGGCCAAACUCCACUGUGCAUUCAGGAGCUGCAGUGUUCCUGUGGCUUCCUGCUGGAUCUACAACAGAGAGCAGGUGGUUGCAGGCAGGCCGAGGACUCGUGUAGAGAGCAGUGACACUGACAGCAGUGUGGAGAUAUCUCAGGCUUGUCCGGACGAUGCGGGUACAUACACUAUAUUGGUGCGGAAUCGCAGGGGCUUGGCUCAGCACACAGUCACCCUCAGUGUUAUCGACCGGCCUCAACCUCCGGCAUCUAGUCCCAUGGUCUCCCAGCUCUCCUCCUGCUCCCUGGUCCUGUCAUGGUCGGGGCCCAGCUACGACGGGGGCACUGCCGUCACAGGCUACACGGUGGAGGUGAGACGAGAAGGCACUGAGAAGCCCGAGGACUGGACUGAGGUGACGACCAGCUGCAAGAACACCUCGUACCGGCUCCGCUCGGUCCUGGAGCCCCUGGGGGAGUACCGCUUUCGUGUUCGGGCCUACAAUUUGGCAGGUGUCAGUGAGCCGAGUGAGGUGUCAGACUGUGUCAAGAUGGACACCAGAGGAGAGCCAAAAGUGGAAUCCCAAUCGUAUGUGACUGUCACCAUUGACACCACACACAAAGUCAAGGAUCAUUACAAUGUGCAUGAGAAGCUGGGAGUGGGGAAGUUUGGCCAGGUGUUCAGGCUGAGUCACAAGGAGACAGGUCAGGUGUGUGCAGGGAAGUUCUACCGGGCCCAUAGCUCCAAGGCGAAGGCUGUGGCGCGCAGGGAGAUCGAGCUGAUGAACUGUCUCCACCACCCCAAGCUGGUGCAGUGCCUCGGGGCCUAUGACACCCGCUCCGAAAUCAUCAUGGUGAUGGAGUACAUUGCCGGCGGGGAACUGUUUGAGCGCAUCGCGGACGACAACUUUGAGCACACGGAGCCUACCAGCGCACGCUACAUGCAUCAGCUCCUGGAGGGCAUGCAGUACAUCCACCGGCAGAACAUUGUCCACUUGGACCUCAAGCCAGAAAACAUUGUGUGCGUGGACACCACGGGCACGCGGAUUAAGAUCAUCGACUUUGGCCUGGCAGCCAAGCUGGAGCCUGGUACUCCACUGAUGGUGAUGCAUGGGACGCCUGAUUUUGUGGCCCCUGAGGUGAUCAGCUACGAGCCGGUAGGGCUGGCCACUGACAUGUGGAGCAUCGGAGUCAUCUGUUUCAUCUUGCUGAGCGGUGAGUUGCCCUUCCAAGGUAACAGUGACGCAGAGACCCUGAGCCUGGUGACGGCCGCCCGCUAUGAGUUUGACCAGGAAAGCUUCGAGGACAUCUCGGACCAGGCUAAAGACUUCAUCACCUCUCUGCUCAAGAAGGACACAAGGUGUAGGCUGUUGUGUGACGAGGCCCUGGCCCACCCCUGGAUGGCCUCUUUUACCCUUCUGGUCCGCCGGCCCACCAAGUCCCUCAAGAAGGACAAGAUUCGACGUUUCUUGGCCAAACGCAGAUGGAAGAAAACAGGCAAGGCUGUCCUGGCACUGCAGAGGAUGGCCAACCUCACCAACGGACCCGACACUCCUGGCAGCCUUGGGGAGGAGGCUAGCUGGAGCCCGGCGGCAGAGCAGGCCAUCCAGACCCUGGAUCAGGAGCUACAGAGCGAACCCCGCUUCCAGCAGGUCCUAAGGGACACCAGCCAGCCCCGGGGAUCUUCCGCCCGCCUGGCCUGCCGCGUCCAGGGCUACCCCGAGCCGGAGGUGGUGUGGUUUAAGGAUGAGGAGACCGUGAAGUCAUCGUCGAGGGUCACCGCGGGGUACGACGGCAUGUGUGAGCUGGUCCUGACUGACCUGGGACCUGCCGACACUGGGGUUUACAAGUGCAGAGCUACCAACAUCCUAGGGGAGGCGCUGUGCUCGGCCAAACUUACCGUUGAACUGUAGCCUGAAAACACAAAACAACUACAUCUGGAUCCCUAAUCUCCACCCAUUUCCCCAAAGUGUGCACUUUCCGUUAUGGAUUUAACAAUGCUGGAAACUCCCUAGUAGCUGAUGAUAACACCAAUCCAAUGUUUUGAAUCCAUAACGGGAAGUGUGGAAGUGCACACUUUGGGAGAAGGGUGCAGAAUUGGGAUGUAGCCUACAAUCAGUUGGGGAAGCUACUCUGAAAAGAUAGUUUACCAAACUACCAAUUACUUCACACUGGAAGAAGUUAAGCUACAAAUUGCAAGAACCGAUCACUCUUGUUAAUAGAAUGUUUUUGUGCUUAAUAGGACAAAUUACACAAUGUUUCAAGUGAGAAUUAGACAGGUCUGAUGUCGAAAAAGAAAGGAAAUUGCCUACUUCACCCAUAUUUGAGCAAAAUAAGUAUGUAGUAGUUAGCUUAAUGGCAAAAAAAGUAAUUAACUGCUGAAAACACUAUCAAGAUUUUAAUUUAGCUUAACUACUAUCAAGCUACUGCAAAAUAUAGUUUAAUUAGCAAUUGAACUACAAUGCAAUCGAGAAGGAGACCUUGGUCUAAAAUGUAUAAUCGUUGUGAACUGCUCUGAGGUGGAAGAACCAGUGAAAGCAAAUUCCAGGGUGUUCAUUAGGAUACUGUAGACCUGUUUUCAUGCCAUUUCUUUGUUGCUUUUUCUGUUUUUUGACCCUGGGAUAGAUUGACCACUGUCGGUCAUGUUUCUUUCCCAUCUCCUAAGACUUCCGAUCAUUGCAAGAUGUAGGAGAGAUGAGAAGGCCACUUUAGAAUUGAGAUACGGUCAUUGUUCAACUGUCCACAGAUGUCAAGUGUGGCUCAAAGACAAUAGAAUACACAAUGGACUGAACUGAGGUCUAAAAAAAGUCACAGUAAAGCUUAAUGUAUAGUAAGGGCAAACUAAGAAAUGACAAGUGCACAAGGAUGGGUAAAUUCACUAUUGCAUGUUGAUUUUUGUCAUGACUUCCAGACAGUAAACUGUUCCUCAAUGGUGCCUCUCACAGCUAGACGCACAAGGAGGGUGUAGAAAGGUCAAACCACAACACUUUCCAUUCACUUUGAUUCAGUUGUGACACUUCAUUUGAUACACUAACUUUCAUUACCAGCAAAGUACAACGCUUUACCAAACCCACAUUCCACAUUUUGUCACAGCCCGAAUUUAAAAUGGAUUAAAUGUAGAUUAUUUUUUGUCGUCACUGGCCUACACACAAUACCCCAUAAUGUCAGUGGAAUUAUGUUUUUAUAAACGUUAACAAAUGAAUAAAAUGCUGAAAUGUCUUAAGUAUUCAACCCCUUUUAUAGCAAGCCUAAAUAAGUUCAGGAAUAAAACUUUGCUUAACAAUUCACAUAAGUUUCAUAGACUCUCACUGUGUGCAAUUAUAGUGUUUAAAACCUCUUUGGGAUAGGGGGUGGUAUUUUGACGUCCGGAUGAAAAGCGUGCCCAAAGUAAACAUAUCCUAGCCCAGAAGCUAGGAUAUGCAUAUAAUUUGUAGAUUUGGAUAGAAAACACUCUAAAGUUUCUGAAACUGUUGAAAUAAUCGUCUGAGUAUAACAGGACUGAAUUGGCAGGCGAAACCCCGAGGACAAACCAUCCCCCCAAAAUAAUGUAGUCCUACCACUGAUUUCAAUGGCUGGCACUUUUAUAAUAGGGCAAAAUCAUGCCCGGUUGCAGUUCCUAGGGCUUCCACUAGAUGUCAACAGUCUUUAGAGUUUCAGGCUGGUUUUUGGAAAAAUUUGCCAGAAAUUGUAGUUUUUCUAGGUGGCUCCCAUUUUGGCUGUCAUGUUUCCAAGCACGUGAAUGAGAGCGCGUUCUUUUGUAUUUUUCUCCGUUAAAGACAAUAACGAUUCUCCAUCUUAAAUGUUAUCGUUUAUUUGCGUAUUUGGGUACCUAAAGGUUGAUUGACUUGUUUGCAUAAGUAUUGGUAAACUGAAUUUUUACAGAUAUAAAGAAGGAAUUUAUUGAACAAAAGGACCAUUUGUAAUGUAUCUGGGACCUUUUGG
Oncorhynchus gorbuscha (pink salmon) is the source of this 4354-nucleotide messenger RNA. Its product is annotated as myosin light chain kinase, smooth muscle-like. Lineage: Eukaryota; Metazoa; Chordata; Actinopteri; Salmoniformes; Salmonidae. The record is from RefSeq and is a predicted model, not a curated record. Gene Ontology annotation, biological process: protein phosphorylation. Gene Ontology annotation, molecular function: ATP binding; protein binding; protein kinase activity. The coding region runs from base 175 to 2325 and encodes 716 amino acids. The transcript has 15 exons.